Messenger RNA from Rhododendron vialii, 1162 nucleotides. RefSeq lists its product as uncharacterized. The transcript has 4 exons. Gene Ontology annotation, biological process: fatty acid metabolic process; DNA damage response. Gene Ontology annotation, cellular component: mitochondrial matrix. The record is from RefSeq and is a predicted model, not a curated record. Bases 162 to 947 code for a protein of 261 amino acids. NCBI's taxonomy places the organism in Eukaryota, Viridiplantae, Streptophyta, Magnoliopsida, Ericales, Ericaceae.
UAGCAAGAACAUAUGGCCAAGUUUUCUUUUGGAAUGAUAAAUGCAGGGCCGAGUCCCCCGGUUCACCAAAUUACAGAGGCCUUUGGUGGAACGGCGGCGAGAGCAGGAAAAGGCGUUAUUGAUCGUUUGAAGAAAGUCGAGAACCUCUUCUCUUCGUCAAAAUGGAGGAGCACCGAAGUAUUAUUAAGGAGGUGUUUGGCGAAUCAUCGGAUAGCGAAGACGACGAUCAACGAAUCCAGCUUGAUGAUCCAAACGCCGAGUUUCAUUCUCAGUUAAUCUUUGGCAAAGGCCCUUGUUGGGAACCAGUCAGCCAAAUCAACGGCUUAUCGCUUUGCAGAGACCUUUUAUCUCACGACCAGCAGUCUUCUUUGCUAUCAGCUAUAGAAAUUGAAGGAUGGUUUACUGAAGCGUCUCACAACCAGGCUAUGAGAUUUGGAGAUCUUCCCCGAUGGGCAACUGAACUAUCUAAGUUAAUUCGUGAGGUGGUGCAUUUUAGUGAACAAGUUUCUGAGUUAGGGGUUAUAGCAGCAUGUGACGAUAAAGAUGCAUGCCUUCUUCCAUCAAAUUUACUUUGGAGAGAGCCUCUCUUUGACCAACUCAUUGUGAACGUUUACCAUCCAGGUGAGGGCAUAUGUGCACAUGUUGACCUUAUGCGCUUUGAAGAUGGUAUUGCCAUCAUCUCCCUAGAAUCAUCGUGUGUGAUGCAUUUCACCCACGUAGAAAGUGAUGGUGGCAUCAUCGAAAAGGAAUCGGAAAGGGAUCCACCCAUGCCCAAGAUUCCUGUGUAUUUAACCCCAGGAUCGGUAGUCUUAAUGUGGGGAGAAGCACGCUAUCAUUGGAAGCAUGAGAUAAAUCGCAAUACAGGUUUCCAGAAGUGGGAGGGGAAAGAUAUCGAUCAGAAAAGAAGAACUUCAAUCACUCUAAGGAAGCUUUGCCCCGACAAGUGAAGUUUUGUUGCUCUUGUGACUAAUUGGUCGUUAUUUGUUUAUGUAAUCUUGUGUCUAUUUUUAUGAGAGGGUCAAGUAUUGCCUACUGAAAUUCAAACCAAUGCAAUGCUGACUUGUUAUGAUUUGGGAGAUACUUGUAUGUGAUCCAGGCACUGAUUCGUACGCAAAUACGAUUGUAAUUUAUUCGUGAAGCGAUAGAUGUUUGACUGAACUAA